ACAACCCACCGUCAGUUGGCGAACAGCCGCGAUUGGUGCCGGUUCAAUCGAAAUAUUUUAAUUCGAAAAAAUCUUUAUGUAUUUAAUUUUCGAAAAUUGACAUAUUGACAUUUACUCACUUUUAAAAAAUUAAUUAAUGGAUAUAUAUAAUUAAAUUAAUUAGUGAUUAAAUAAAUGUUAAAAUUUAUUUUAAAAAAAAAAGUGAAAUAUCAUUUUGGAUCUUUGACAUUUUAAUUUUUUUCAAGUGAAUAUAUUCAUAGGAUAUUAAUUUGUUGGAGAAAAACUCAGACAGUCUAAAUAAAUUUUAAUAAUUGUAAUUCAUCAAUUGGAAAUCGAAAAAAAUUUGUCAAAUUAAUUAUAAAGCUUUGACAAUUAAUUGUUUGAUAUUAUUGUAAAAAUAUAAUUAAACAAAAAUUGUGUAAAUGAAUUGCCAUGUAGCAAGUGGCAAUGGAAAAAAAAUUUACUAGGAUGACUGAAGAUUAAUUCAGCAAGUCAUCUUGGAUUGAAUUUGAUAACCAGUUGAAUUGUGAGUCAAUCAAAUAGAUAUAGGCAAAAAAAAAAAAAUAGAAUAAUUAGUGGAAAAUUAAAAUACAAUUUGAAAAUUGAGAUAAAAAAAAAGACUGAAGUAAGUGAAAGCUAAAAUGAAGACAAUGGGUGAUGUAGUUGCUGAUUCAAUUGAUGAUAAUUCAAGACAAGAAUCAAAUCAUCAUGCUUCAGUUAGUAAAGAGUUGGGUCAAAGAACACUUAGAUCAUUGAAAAGAGGACUUGGUCGUUUGUGGAGACGACAUAGGGGCAAUGCCUCGAUUACCGAAUAUGAUCCAUCCUACAAGGUUGCUUAUCUUGGAAAUGUACUGACUGGAUGGGCCAAAGGUGAGGGCUGUGUUGAAAAGCCAGUGUCGACCUUGUGGCGUAAUUAUGUGAGUAGCAAUAGACCGGAUGUGACAAUGAGACUGACUGUAACAAAUGGAGGAUUGACAGCAACAACCAAGGAUCAUGGUUUAACUGAAUACUGGGCACAUCGUGUGACAUAUUGCACAGCACCAGUAUCACAUCCACGUUUAUUUGUUUGGGUAUACAGACAUGAAGGACGCAGACUUAGACCAGAAUUAAGAUGUCAUGCUGCAUUAUGUUCAAAAGAAUCAACAGCAAGAAGACUUGCAUCAACAUUAAAUACAAGACUUCAUCAAGCUUUACUUGAAUUUCGAAGAGACAAAGUAUCCAGACAAAAUGCCAGAUUAUCUCUUGCAAAUGCAGUGUAUGAAAAUCCAUCGUUGCCAAGAAGAAAAAUAUUAUUGAGUACUGGUGGACAAAAUUAUAAACCACCAUUAGAAAGAUCAAAAAGUGCACCAAAACUUUCAGCAAUUGAGGAAGAUUCAGUUGCUGAAGAAAUUGAACAAAAAAGAUUACUCGAAGAAUUGAGGUCACUUGAAAAUGUAGCACGUAGUUGGCAAGACCAGGAUGGCUGGAGAUUGGCUCGUCUUGUUGAUGCAUUAAAUCGUGCUGGUGCCUCAAGCGAAUAUUCAGAUGAAAAUGGUAGUAUAUCAAGUGGAUGUGAAACAGCAAGUACAUCAAACAGUGAAGAAAGAGCACCAGGUAUUGAUGAUAAUAAUCAUACAAUUGUUGACAUUGAAACAAAAACCUCAAAUAGAAGAGUAUUAUUUUCUGAUGAUGUAUUAUUACGAACAAAAGUUGAUAAAGUACCACGAAGAAAUUCUGAUGGUUCACCAAAUUUUUUAAAUUUCAAUGAAAAUACAAGAUUUCCAUGUUCACGAACUAUUGAUAGAAAUAGAUAUUUAUUAUCGAAAAAUGAUAAUCUUCUUGAAGAAGAAAACGAGAAUGAAGAAGAAGAAGAAGAGGCAGAAGAAGAAGAAGAAGUAGAAGAAAUACCUGAAGAAGAAAUGGAAUCAUCAAAUGUAUUUGAUUUCGAAGACACAGAAGUAUUUGAUGAGAUUGUUGACUACCGACCACAUGGAGAAAGUCCAUCAAGAUUGGAGAAUAUAACCGGAAGACAUUUAGAUGUUAAAGAUGAAAAAAAAUAUUUAACAAUAAUGAAUCAAGUUGAUGAGAUGCUUGAAAGUGUUGAUUCAUUUGUAACACUUGGUUCACUUGAUGAAGAAGAAGCUGAUAGUGAUGAAAGUGGAUAUGUUGAAGCACCACCAUUACCAAAAGUUAUAUUAAAUCAAAAUGAUAAUGAUAACAAUACAAAAAUAAAUGGUAACAAUAAAAUUCACAUUCAAAUAAAUCAAGAAUCUCCAAAACAAAUUAAUCAUGAACAUAAUGAUGAUGAUGAUGAUGUAAAAAUAAUUGUAACAGAUAAUAUAAGUAAUAAUAAAAAUAUAAAAGAUGAUGAUAGCUCAAUGAAUAAUCAAUUAAAAUUAAAAGAUCGUGAAAAAGUUGAUUUUAUAAAAUGUCCAAUAUCAGAAACAAUUAAAAAACUAGCAAAUGCAUCAUUAAGAAAUUCGAAAUCAUUUGAAAUAUCAACAAAUACAUGUUUAAAAGCAUUAAAUACAUUUAAAAAUACAAAAACAUUUGAUGAAAAUAAUGUUAAUGAUGAUCGUAAUGAUGAAUCACCUAGUCUUCAUCAGAGAAAACAGCUACUUGCUCAGCAUGGAGUAACAGUCUGAGAUAUAUAUUAUAUAUAUUAUUAUUAAAUAAAUAUUAUUGUUUUUUUUCUAUUUAUUAUUGUGAAUAUUAUUAUGUCAUGAUGAUCAUCAUAAAAUAUUGAUUAACAUUUAAUUUUCAUCAAUUUAAAUUCCAUGUAAAUGUAUAUUUUUGUGUGAGAAUAAAAAUAUAUUUUGAUGAUGAUGAUGAUGAUGAUGAUAACUAGUCCACUUCAAUAAUUAUUUGGUGAAAAUUAUCAAAUUGUUUUACCAAGUUUUUAAACAGAUUUAAUGAUAGCAUGCUCGUUUGAAACGAUCAGUGUAAAAUUAUUAUUAUUACUAUUUUUUUUUUUUUUUGGUAAAUGAGAUAUUUCGAAAAUUUAAAAAGACAAUUUGUUGAUUAAAAAUCAUGUCAUCUUGCACGUAUUAUAUAUAUUAGAUAUUAAUAUUUAAAAAUGUUAUUGAUGUAUAGACAAAAUUGUAGGAAAAGCUUUAUAGUAUGUUGAUUGAGUGUUGAUAUAUGAAUUAUUACAUGGAAAAAAAUUAAGAAAAUAUAUGUGAUUUGAUAAAUGUUGUUGAAUAGCUAUUAUGUAUUUCGUUGUUUUUCAAUUUUUUAAUUUUUAUUAGGAUCUAGGUGAAAUUGUGGUUUGAAAAAUUAGCAGUGUAGAUAAACAGUUGAGGUGGUUUCUUUUUUUUUUAAAAAAGGGUAAAUUGAAUGAAAAAAAAAUUGAAGAUGUCUAGGUUGAUUGAUUGAUUUUUUGUAAAUGAGAACGCUCUCUUUGUGGCUAAUUAUUAUUAUAUAAUUAAUAAUUGUUGACCAUAAAAUAAAAUUUAUAUUAAUUUAAAUUGUAAAUUAUUUAAUGAUUAAAUGAUUGCAAGUUAUUUUUAUCAUUAAUUAAUAAGUAAAUGAUUUGUUAAAUAAUUAUUAAAAUAUUAGAAAAAAAAAAGAAAAGAAAUUGGAAUUUUAGAAUAUAAAAAUGCCAUGUUUAUUGGAGUUUUAUGGAAAUAAAAAAAAUAUGAUAAUUUAUCUGUUUUUAAAAUUAAUAAAGAAAUAAAUUGUAAUAUUACUUGAUAUAGAAAAAAAAAUAAAAUAAAGCAUCUUAUUGUAAUAGAAAAAAUAAUAAAAUAAACAGAAUUGUAUUAAAUAUAUUUUACGUUGAAA
Messenger RNA from Aphidius gifuensis, 3762 nucleotides. RefSeq names its product probable serine/threonine-protein kinase DDB_G0278845. Bases 642 to 2624 code for a protein of 660 amino acids. The record is from RefSeq and is a predicted model, not a curated record. Lineage: Eukaryota; Metazoa; Arthropoda; Insecta; Hymenoptera; Braconidae. The transcript has 6 exons.